AUGCUGCUCUUCUGGACAACCACACUUCUACUGCUGGGAGCAGCCCGAGGGAAAGAAGUUUGCUAUGGUGACCUUGGGUGCUUUUCUGACGCUGAGCCCUGGGCUGGGACUGCAGUCAGGCCACUGAAAAUUCUCCCCUGGACCCCUGAGAAAAUCGACACUCACUUCUUGCUCUACACCAAUGAAAACCCAGACAAUUUUCAGAUUCUCCACCUUUCUGAUCCAUCAACAAUUGAGGCAUCAAAUUUUCAAACAACCAGGAAGACCCGGUUCAUCAUCCACGGCUUCAUAGACAAGGGAGAUGAGAGCUGGGUGACAGACAUGUGCAAGGCCAUGUUUGAGGUGGAGGAGGUGAACUGCGUCUGCGUGGACUGGAGGAAGGGCUCGCAAACCACCUACACGCAGGCUGCCAACAACAUGCGGGUGGUGGGCGCCCAGGUGGCCCAGAUGCUCAACAUCCUCUUGACAAACUAUAGCUACUCCCCUUCCAAAGUCCACCUCAUUGGCCACAGCCUGGGAGCCCACGUGGCUGGAAUGGCAGGGAGCAGGACUCCAGGCCUGGGCAGGAUUACUGGGUUGGAUCCUGUGGAAGCAAGUUUCGAGGGCACUCCUGAAGAGGUUCGACUCGAUCCUUCAGAUGCUGACUUUGUUGAUGUCAUUCACACGGAUGCAGCGCCCUUGAUCCCCUUCUUGGGUUUUGGAACAAGCCAACUGGGGGGUCACCUUGACUUCUUCCCCAAUGGAGGCCAGAACAUGCCAGGUUGUAAGAAGAAUGCCUUGUCACAGAUCAUCGACUUGGAUGGCAUCUGGUCAGGAACUCGGGAUUUUGUGGCUUGCAAUCAUCUGAGAAGCUACAAGUAUUACUUGGACAGCAUCCUCAACCCCAAGGGGUUCACUGCGUACCCUUGCACUUCCUACAGGGACUUUGAGUCUAACAAGUGCUUCCCCUGUCCGGACCACGGGUGCCCACAGAUGGGUCACUAUGCUGAUAAGUUUGCUGGCAGGACAAGUGAAGAGCAGCAGAAAUUCUUCUUGAAUACAGGAGAUGCCAAGAACUUUGCACGCUGGAGAUACGGAGUUUCCAUCACACUGUCUGGAAAAAUGGUCACCGGUCAGGUCAAAGUUGCUUUGUUCGGAAACAAAGGAAACACUCACCAGUAUGACAUCUUCAGCGGAAUCAUCAAGCCAGGCUCUACCCUCUCCUCGGAGUUUGAUGCAGAGCUUGAUGUUGGAACUAUUGAGAAAGUCAAGUUUCUGUGGAAUAAUAAGGUGGUAAACCCAACUUUCCCCAAAGUGGGUGCAGCCAAGAUCACGGUGCAAAAGGGAGAGGAACAGACAGUAUACAAUUUCUGUAGUGAAGAUGCUGUGAGAGAAGACAUUCUGCUCACCCUCACGCCCUGUGAAACGCCAAACACAAUAUGA
This is a messenger RNA of Chinchilla lanigera (long-tailed chinchilla), 1422 nucleotides long. RefSeq names its product pancreatic lipase-related protein 1 (gene Pnliprp1). Gene Ontology annotation, molecular function: protein binding; triacylglycerol lipase activity. Lineage: Eukaryota; Metazoa; Chordata; Mammalia; Rodentia; Chinchillidae. The record is from RefSeq and is a predicted model, not a curated record. The coding region runs from base 1 to 1422 and encodes 473 amino acids. Gene Ontology annotation, biological process: lipid metabolic process. The transcript has 12 exons.